Molecule: messenger RNA, 3737 nt
Organism: Peromyscus eremicus (cactus mouse)
Lineage: Eukaryota; Metazoa; Chordata; Mammalia; Rodentia; Cricetidae
Gene: Rbm27
Product: RNA binding motif protein 27
Exons: 21
Coding region: 190-3369 (1059 amino acids)
Biological process (GO): mRNA processing
Cellular component (GO): nucleus
Molecular function (GO): metal ion binding; RNA binding
Source: RefSeq, a predicted model, not a curated record
CUCCGGGCUAGGUUGAGUGGGGCUCUUGGGUUAGUUCCUGUUAGGCCCCGGCCCAGGGAGUAGGUGAAGUCUCUAAGAUGCCCGGUGGGUCAGGGCACCCGGAGCUGUGAGGGAACGUGAGGCGGCGGCGAGCGGAGACCCGCGGCGGGCCUUAGGAGGAGCGGCGGCCGAGCCCGCCUUCCCUGCACCAUGCUCAUAGAGGAUGUGGAUGCCCUCAAGUCCUGGCUGGCCAAGUUACUGGAGCCGAUAUGCGAUGCUGACCCUUCAGCCCUAGCCAACUAUGUUGUAGCACUGGUCAAGAAGGACAAACCUGAGAAGGAAUUGAAAGCCUUUUGUGCUGAUCAACUUGAUGUCUUUUUACAAAAAGAGACUUCAGGUUUUGUGGACAAGCUCUUUGAAAGUCUUUAUACUAAAAACUACCUUCCACCAUUGGAACCAGUUAAACCUGAGCCAAAACCACUAGUUCAAGAAAAAGAAGAAAUUAAAGAAGAGGUAUUUCAAGAGCCAGCAGAAGAAGAGCGAGAUGGUAGAAAGAAGAAAUAUCCUAGUCCCCAAAAGAAUCGUUCAGAAUCCAGUGAACGAAGGACACGUGAGAAGAAAAGAGAAGAUGGCAAGUGGAGAGAUUAUGAGCGGUACUACGAGCGGAACGAGCUGUAUCGUGAGAAGUAUGACUGGCGAAGGGGCAGGAGCAAGAGCCGGAGUAAGAGCCGAGGCUUGAGUCGGAGUAGGAGCCGAAGCAGGGGCCGCAGCAAAGACCGAGAUCCAAACAGGAACGCUGAGCACAGGGAAAGAUCAAAGUUUAAGAGUGAAAGAAACGACCUGGAGAGCUCCUAUGUGCCCGUGUCUGCUCCACCUCCAAACUCUUGUGAGCAGUACUCCUCUGGGGCACAGUCUAUUCCCAGCACUGUCACUGUGAUUGCACCUGCUCACCAUUCUGAAAACACCACCGAGAGCUGGUCUAAUUACUAUAACAAUCAUAGCUCUUCCAACUCUUUUGGUCGAAAUCCACCACCAAAGAGGCGCUGCAGAGAUUAUGAUGAAAGAGGAUUUUGUGUACUUGGUGACCUUUGUCAGUUUGAUCAUGGAAAUGAUCCUCUAGUUGUUGAUGAAGUUGCUCUGCCAAGUAUGAUUCCUUUCCCACCCCCUCCUCCUGGGCUUCCUCCUCCACCACCUCCCGGAAUGUUAAUGCCUCCAAUGCCAGGCCCAGGCCCAGGCCCUGGUCCUGGCCCUGGUCCUGGUCCCGGCCCAGGCCCAGGCCCUGGCCAUAGUAUGAGACUUCCUGUUCCUCAAGGACAUGGUCAGCCUCCACCUUCUGUUGUGCUUCCCAUACCAAGACCUCCCAUUUCACAGUCAAGCUUAAUAAACAGCCGUGACCAGCCUGGGACAAGUGCAGUGCCCAAUCUUGCACCAGUGGGAGCAAGACUACCUCCUCCUUUACCCCAGAACCUCCUUUAUACAGUGUCAGAAAGACAGCCCAUGUAUUCUCGUGAACAUGGUGCUGCUGCAUCUGAGCGACUUCAGUUGGGGACACCGCCUCCUCUGUUGGCAGCUCGUUUGGUGCCACCUCGAAACCUCAUGGGAUCCUCCAUUGGGUAUCAUACCUCAGUCUCCAGCCCCACCCCUCUGGUCCCAGAUACAUAUGAACCAGAUGGUUAUAACCCUGAAGCUCCUAGUAUCACCAGUUCUGGCAGAUCACAGUACAGACAGUUCUUUUCAAGAGCACAGACACAGCGCCCCAACCUGAUUGGCCUCACAUCUGGAGAUAUGGAUGCAAAUCCAAGAGCUGCUAAUAUUGUCAUCCAGACUGAACCACCAGUUCCUGUUUCAAUUAAUAGCAACAUCACCAGAGUAGUCCUGGAACCAGAGAGCCGAAAGAGAGCUAUUAGUGGUUUGGAAGGGCCACUUACAAAGAAGCCUUGGCUGGGAAAGCAAGGGAGCAACAAUCAAAGUAAACCAGGGUUCUUGCGGAAGAAUCAGUAUACAAACACAAAAUUAGAAGUGAAAAAAAUCCCCCAGGAAUUGAACAACAUUACCAAGCUCAACGAACACUUCAGCAAAUUUGGAACCAUAGUUAAUAUCCAGGUUGCUUUUAAGGGUGAUCCAGAAGCAGCACUCAUCCAAUACCUUACCAAUGAGGAGGCUAGGAAAGCCAUUUCUAGCACAGAAGCAGUUUUGAACAAUCGGUUCAUUCGAGUCCUGUGGCAUAGAGAGAACAAUGAGCAACCAGCACUCCAGUCCCCGGCACAGCUCCUCCUGCAACAGCAGCACACCCUGAGUCACCUUUCACAGCAGCACCAUAGCCUACCACAGCAUCUUCAUCCGCAGCAGGUGAUGGUAACCCAGUCUUCCCCCGCAUCGGUCCAUGGAGGUAUCCAGAAGAUGAUGGGCAAACCACAGACCUCUGGUGCCUACGUUCUUAACAAAGUUCCUGUUAAACACCGUCUUGGACAUGCAAGUACUAACCAGAGUGAUACACCUCACUUGCUAAAUCAGUCUGGUGGUUCUGGAGAGGAUUGCCCGGUAUUUUCUACUCCAGGUCAUCCAAAACCAAUUUACAGCUCCUCAAACUUAAAGGCACCUUCAAAACUUUGUUCAGGGUCUAAAUCUCAUGAUGUUCAAGAAGUUCUUAAGAAGAAACAGGAAGCAAUGAAGUUACAGCAAGACAUGAGGAAAAAGAGGCAAGAAAUGUUGGAAAAGCAAAUAGAAUGCCAAAAGAUGCUAAUUUCCAAGCUAGAAAAAAACAAAAACAUGAAGCCAGAAGAAAGAGCAAAUAUAAUGAAGACCUUGAAAGAACUCGGAGAGAAGAUCUCACAAUUGAAAGAUGAAUUAAAAACGUCUUCUGCAGUCUCCACACCAUCCAAAGUAAAGACAAAGACGGAGGCCCAGAAGGAGCUACUAGACACUGAACUGGACCUCCACAAGAGGCUGUCUUCAGGGGAAGACACAACAGAAUUACGCAAAAAGCUCAGUCAGUUACAAGUUGAGGCUGCAAGAUUAGGUAUUUUACCUGUGGGGCGAGGAAAGGCUAUGUCCUCUCAAGGUCGAGGAAGAGGACGAGGUCGAGGAAGAGGGAGGGGCUCACUAAAUCACAUGGUGGUGGACCACCGCCCCAAAGCACUCACAGUUGGAGGAUUCAUUGAGGAGGAAAAGGACGAAUUGCUUCAGCAUUUCUCAGCUGCAAACCAAGGGUCAAAAUUCAAAGACCGUCGGCUACAGAUAUCAUGGCACAAGCCCAAGGUACCGUCUUUAUCUGCUGAGACUGAGGAAGAAGAAGUCAAAGAAGAGGAAACAGAAACCUCAGAUUUGUUUUUGCAUGACGAUGAUGAUGAAGACGAAGAUGAAUAUGAGUCUCGUUCGUGGCGAAGAUGAAAUUUGAUGCGAGCUGUGUAAUUUUUAGAAAUAUUGUUUAGAAGAACAACUUUUUAAAAUUAUUUAAAGAAGUCAAUGAGCCAAAAAUUUUUUUUAUUUUUCUCUUCAACACAGUAGGUUUAAGGACAGCAAGUUGCUAUUCCAACACAUCUCAUAAUUGUCUGAGAUAUCAGAUCACCAAAGGCCAUGACUUUGUGCAGUUGUGAAGAUCCGCAGGAGUGACCGGAUUCUCUAGAACCUUACUUUCCACACCAUCUGUUUCUGCUCUUGGUGCUGGAUUACAAUGUAAAGACAGGGUGUUCAGAAAGUUUAUUUUGGAUUAUAAAUCUGCUGAUAAAAAUUUCAUUAAAUGUCAAAAUCGCCUGGAA